GCGAAACACGCUCGGUACUUGAGUGAACUAUCGGACCAAGAGGCAUGGGGUGCUACGUUAGUGUGGAUCCAAAAACAAACCACAAACAAGCUGAUCGUCUUCAUUCCCGAUAGAUAUCUAAAAAAAAAAAAAAAAGAAGUGGAAAUCCGUCGACCUUCAUGGCGGAUUCCCUCGGGAGCGAAACGUAGCUGGACCACCGUGUUGCAUCUCGGUGGCUAACGGUUUGCCUUUUGAUGAUGAACCUCGUAAUUAUGAACAUUCACACUAUUUUCGAGGGGUCAGCCAGGAGGAUAAUUUCUCUUGAGUGAGGGAAGACCUCCCUCCUGAAGAGGUGUGAAACAUGCCCCUGCCAUUUGGCUUUAAACUCAAAAGAACUCGAAGGUAUACUGUUUCAAGCAAAAGCUGUCUUGUCACUCGGAUACAGCUGCUCAACGGAGAGUUUGUGGAGUUUACGCUUUCAGUGGAGAGCACAGGACAGGAAUGUCUGGAGGCAGUUGCUCAGAGACUUGAGUUAAGAGAGAUAACAUUCUUCAGCCUGUGGUACUUCAACAAGCAGAAUCAGCAGAGAUGGAUCGACUUGGAGAAGCCGCUGAAAAAGCAGCUCGACAAGUACGGGCUGGAGCCCACCGUUUACUUUGGAGUCGUGUUUUACAUACCCAGUGUCAACCAACUGCAACAGGAGAUCACAAGAUAUCAGUAUUACCUGCAGCUUAAGAAGGAUGUUCUGGAAGGAAGGAUCUCAUGCUCACUUGAACAAGCUGUUCGUUUAGCUAGUCUGGCAGUGCAAGCUGACUUUGGAGACUUCAAUCGAUAUGAUUCUCAGGAGUUCCUACAGAAGUUUGUCUUGUUUCCGAUUGACUGGAUCCAGGAUGAGCGAGUUCUGGAGGAGGCCACUCAGAAAGUGGCUCUUCUUUAUCAGUCCUUUAGGGGUUUAUCAGCCCCAGAGGCAGAGAUGUUGUACAUGCAAGAGGUGGAGAAAAUGGAAGGCUAUGGUCAGGAAAGCUAUCAAGCUAAGGACAGCACAGGCACAGAUGUUACACUGGGUUCUUGCCUAGAGGGCAUCUUUGUCAAACAUAAAAAUGGCAGGCCACUUCUUCUAUUCAGGUGGAAUGAAAUUAACAACAUGAGUCACAACAGGUCCUUCUUUGCCCUGGAGCUCACCAACAGAGAGGAGAGUGUUCAGUUCCAGACCGAAGACAUGGAAACCUCCAAAUAUGUGUGCCGGAUGUGUCUGGCCAGACUCAAGUUUUAUAAGAUAAACAAGAGUAGUCUCCAAAGCCAGGCCACAGUUGUCAAUCCAGUCAGACGGAGAUCCUCUACUCGACUAUCUCUGCCGAAGCCUCAGGGCUACAUGAUGCCCCCUCCACAAAUGCACUAUAAUGGCCAUUUCACAGAGCCGUACACAUCAUCACAAGACAACCUGUACAUGAACAAUCAGAACGGCUAUUACUACCACUCCCAGACAAGCCUGGACUGCCCUCCUCUGGAAUACAGCAGCGGAGGGCGUUUACGUAAUGGCAGCGUCUACAGUGCCCACAGCACCAGCUCUUUAACCAAUCCACAGCACUACCUUCAGCCCUCACCCAUGUCCUCCAAUCCCUCCAUCACUAGUGACAUCACCAGGCCUGACUAUAUCCCCUCGCACCGCCACAGUGCUCUGAUCCCGCCAUCCUACCGUGCCACACCUGAUUAUGAGACAGUGAUGCGUCAGAAGACCAGAGGACCGGGCGGAGGGAUGGUGUUGUCUCAGGAGCACCGGCAGAGCCACUCAAUGAGGAACCUGAACAUUGGUAACUCCUACGCCUACAGCAGGCCAGACCCUCUGGUUUACAGCCAGCCAGAGAUCAGAGGGGAGCAUGGCGGAGCGGCCCAACACCUCCACUAUCCCUUCCAUCUUGGCUCCAGCUUCCACAGCCCCUCUCCGUACCCAUACCCCACAGAAAGAAGGCCUGUGGUGGGGGCGGUGAGCGUCCCAGAGCUCACUAAUGUCCAGUUACAGCAGGCGCAGGAAUAUCCAGCCCCCAACAUAAUGAGAACACAAGUGUACCGACCACCGCCACCCUACCCAUACGCCCAUCCUCGGCCUGCUAACAGCACCCCUGACCUGUCGCGUCACCUGUACGUCAGCAGCAGCAACCCUGACCUGAUCAUCACGAGACGCGUGCAUCACUCGGUCCAGACUUUCCAGGAGGACAGCCUUCCUGUUGCACACUCUUUACAAGAAGUGUCAGAGCCCCUUUUCAGUGGACCCCCACAGAGACACCCAUACCACGCUCAGAAGCGUAACUCCAUUGAGAUUGCUGGAUUAGCUCAAAGUCUGGAGGGGAUGAGGGUCAAAGAGCGGACUUUGUCUUCGUCUGCAGCUGAAUCUGCUACGCCUCCUCCUGUCCUGCACAGCCGUCAAUCUCAGGGCUCUCAACUUGACGUGUUUCUUGAACGUACAAAGAAGGAGGACAGGGGGGGUAAUAAGGAAGGCGUACAGUACGGACACAAAAAGUCCCUCUCAGAUGCCACCAUGCUGGUUCACAGUAGUGGUGAAGAAGAGGAGUUUGAGGAGGACAGCGGACGUCACACUCCACUGUCUCAGGAUGCAGCAGUAACUCUUCCUGAGCAGCCUACGCAACCGCAUCACAGCUUAACGUCUCUCUCUUCACUGAAAAAUCAGCAACAGACUCCCAUCGAGCCGCCUCCUGCAUAUCCCAUAGGCUCCUCCCUCGACCCCGCCGUAACCAGCUCCCUAGCCUACAAGGUUCACCCCUUGAUCCAGGAGAACGAGCCCCUGUACCUGCUGUCAGAUUUAAGACAGCCCAGGAUUAUGCCCUCAGUCUCUGAGGGAGACCUGAGUGGGCAGGCCAAGCAGAAGACCAAGAAGGACUUCAAGAAGAGGCCUGUGUCUGAUGUGCCUGCUGGGAAGAAAACCGUGGAAGGUUUGCCCCCUCCGGGCAUGAGGAAAGGAGCAAGGUCAGAGGUGAAGAAGAUGGGCCCUCUGAAGGUGGCCCACCUGAACGGCCUGUCAGUGUCCAGGCAGCCGAUGCACGACGAGAUCAAGGAUGAGCCUGAACGAGCCUCUAACGACGAGAGGUGUAAAGCGCUAGAGCAGCACAUGGAGAGGGGAGAGCUGCUGAAAGAGUACGAGAGCAUCCCAAAGCGACGUCCGUCAGGAGAAUGCAACAUCGCCCUGCAGCCAGAGAGCGGAGACAAAAACCGCUUCCAAGACGUCAUGCCUUACGACGACACCCGAGUGGAGCUGGUGCCCACGAAAGAGAACAACACAGGAUACAUCAAUGCGUCACACGUCAGAAUAACAGUGAGUGGACAGGAGUGGAGCUACAUUGCUACGCAGGGUCCCAUGUCGAACACCUGUCAGGACUUCUGGCAGAUGGUGUGGGAACAGGGUGUCUCUAUCAUUGCCAUGGUAACUGCUGAAGAGGAGAGUGGCCGAGAGAAGAGCUUCAGGUAUUGGCCCCGGCUCGGCUCACGACACAACACGGUGACAUACGGCCGCUUUAAGAUCACCACGCGGUUCCGCACAGAGUCGGGCUGCUACGCCACCACGGGGCUGAAGAUCAAACACCUCCUGACGGGCCAAGAGAGGACCGUGUGGCACCUGCAGUACACAGACUGGCCUGACCACGGCUGCCCCGAGGACUUCAAAGGCUUCCUCACCUACCUGGAGGAGAUCCAGUCUGUGAGGAGACACACAAACAGCAUCAGUGACCCAAAGAACACAAACCUGCCUGUGCUGGUCCACUGCAGUGCUGGAGUGGGACGCACGGGGGUGGUCAUUCUGUCUGAGAUCAUGAUCGCCUGCCUAGAGCACAACGAGGCACUCGAUGUCCCAAAAUUCCUGUCGAGGCUGCGCGCUCAGAGGAUGAUGAUGGUGCAGACCUUGUCUCAGUACACCUUCAUCUACAAGGUCAUCAUAGAAUACCUCCGCAACUCCAGGCUCAUAUGAGGCCACGUGUUGGUCACAGCCAACAUCGCAGUACAGUUAUUACACACGAUUGUAGCAUGGAGUGUGCUGCAGGUUGAUACCAAACUGCUGUAUGAACCUCGAGUUUCAGUUUGUGGAGGUGUAAAGAUCAGACGAGGCGGAAGGAGUGAUGUGUGGCUAUUUAAGAAUGAAGGAGCAUAAAGACUUAUCUCUAAACAGUAUUAUAUAUUAUUAUUUUUUACAUACAUUAUCGCUUGAUGAAACCCCGCACUUUUACAAUACUUUGCUGUACAUACUGAACCAAUGUUAAGCUGCGUAAGAAAAAAAAGUCUUUAUCAUAGAUUUGUAUCAAAACUAGUUGUAUUUUUCAAUUGACAAAAGGACACUUUUAAAAUAAAUAUUUUGGGAAUGCUGUUGGGUAGAUUUGUUCUCAGAAUUAAGGAAUGUUUUUUUUUUUUUUUAAGAAAUGACGACGGGGUGGAUCAGGUUGUGAAAAUAUCCGUUUGUCUCAUGAAGGUUUGAGGGCAAAGUAGAGAGGGAUGUUAAAGAUGUGUUGGAUCCUGCAUUUAAGUUCAGGAAUAUCAAAUAUUUAUAUGAAACAGAUUGAUGCUGUUUGUAUUCCCCUUGAUUCAACUGUGCUAAGUGGUACGGACAGUCCUCAUGUUGAAGAAUCCUCCAUACAGCAAAACUCAAAAAUAUUGAAAUAGAAUAAUCCUGAUGUGUUUUUUGAGAGCUGACCGCUGCUUCACACGUCGUGUCAAACACUGGAUUGAUUGAUGGGGUAGCACAGGUUGCAGAGAUUUAUGUUUGAUGAGAGAAGAAUAGGAACGACUGAGAAGGAGAACGAGUUGGGAUUUAAACUGGAAACGUUUAAUAUCUACCCCUUUACAAAUUAGUUGUUGUUUUUUUUAUAUUAACUAAAACUGAGGGCUGUAUUUGAUAAGUCGAUUUAAUUUAAAAAAUGUAUCACGACAAAGUGCCUGAGUAUCUGCAUUGUACAUUUGAAAAAGGCUGUGUAUAUUUGUGUUAUGUGAAAGGACAUGUUUCUCAACCAGUCAUUCAUGACUUGAUUGAUUGCAGUGAUUUGUUUUUCUUUAAGCCAAUCAAAUUGAGUCCAAUCCCUGCAUCAAGUGUAAGGCUGGCAAACGACUGAUCAUAACUCUUAGAUUUAGAUUGAAGAAGUUGUGACAGUUUUUACUUUGUACAUAAAGGACGGGGGGGGGGAGGAGUUUGACAGUAUUCAUACAGAGCUGGCUGUGGUGCUCAGUGUUUGUGUGGCCCAGAGGAAGUGAGGGACAGACCGUCUCCUGUUACAGCAUUCUGCCUGCUACGCUUGUUUUCACUUUCUGAUGUAACAAACAGCCUGCUGAUUAGAACUGAACGCCUCCACCAUAAACGUUUGCCUGGAGCUUUGUCACAGUGUGCGUCAGUUUCCUGCUGCAGCUUGAGGUGGUUGUUUGGGCUUGUGAUGUUUCCCUUUGCAGAAAUAAUGCUUACAGGCAUUGCAAAGUUUACAUGAAGUUCUGUCUUCUUUUUUUCCCAUCAAAUCUCCAACUUAAUUUAUAAUACAGCCAAAGUGACGUGAUCAUGAGUCCCUUGUUUUGUCAUGUUUUUGUUGUUUGACACACGGGCAGUGAUCUUAACUGGAAAAGUAAAAAAACAUGUCUUGACUGAAGUGAAGAUGUGCUUUUACUGGAUCAUUUUAUCGGCCCGUAUGAAUUUGCUUCAGCGUCUUCUGUUUUUUGUUUAAAGAAACUGAAUGAGUCUUAUUUCGGAGAAUGAAGAGAGGUGUUUUUGUAGCCAAGGUGCAAAUGUGUUGUCCAUGUACAGGUAUGUUGUCCAUAAUGUACACAAUGUAAAAUUUUGCUUUUAUGAAUAUUGGUUAUUGUACAAACGAUGUAUAAACUGUAUCUAUUGAACAAAAACAAAAAAAAAAGGUUUGCCUUUUGAAAAGAAGUGUAGAAAAUCUGAGACGAGAAUAAAUCAUUGGAAAUAAAU
Labrus bergylta (ballan wrasse) is the source of this 5932-nucleotide messenger RNA. It is a transcript of the gene ptpn21, whose product is annotated as protein tyrosine phosphatase non-receptor type 21. Gene Ontology annotation, cellular component: cytoskeleton. Gene Ontology annotation, biological process: protein dephosphorylation. The record is from RefSeq and is a predicted model, not a curated record. Gene Ontology annotation, molecular function: protein tyrosine phosphatase activity. Lineage: Eukaryota; Metazoa; Chordata; Actinopteri; Labriformes; Labridae.